GUAAAUUGCAUAUUUUACAGGGAGGAGGAUCCUGACGAUGUGCCUCAUGGACACAUUACAUCACUGGCAGUUAAACGCUCUCACAGGCGUCUUGGACUGGCUCAAAAACUGAUGGAUCAAGCCAGCAGAGCCAUGAUCGAGAACUUCAAUGCCAAAUAUGUCUCUUUACAUGUCAGGAAGAGUAACCGGGCCGCUCUUCACUUGUACUCAAACACGCUUAAGUUUCAGUGA
This is a messenger RNA of Sinocyclocheilus grahami, 231 nucleotides long. Its product is annotated as N-alpha-acetyltransferase 10-like. The annotation marks the transcript as partial. Gene Ontology annotation, biological process: N-terminal protein amino acid acetylation. The transcript is spliced from 3 exons. Gene Ontology annotation, molecular function: protein-N-terminal-glutamate acetyltransferase activity; protein N-terminal-serine acetyltransferase activity. Gene Ontology annotation, cellular component: NatA complex. The record is from RefSeq and is a predicted model, not a curated record. Lineage: Eukaryota; Metazoa; Chordata; Actinopteri; Cypriniformes; Cyprinidae.